GAAUUUUCUGAUGAUAGAGUUUAACAAGAUCCUGUUUUCUUUGCUUUUUAUCAUUUCCGUUACAUAGUGAGAUGUAAAAGAAGCCUGUAUUUGGUAAAGAAUUUCAAGUCCCACCUAUUCUAUAACGUACAGACAAAAAGGAUCGGACGUAAGCUGAAAUUGUUCAUAUAUACAAUCUGGAAGACAAACUGUGUGGAGCUAACUGAAGCCACAAAUAAUGGAUACGAAAAUGGAUGCUAUUUUCAGAGCCAUACCACUGAAUUGUUUUCCCUUGUUUGAAAAAUACUGCUGUCUAUCUAUUUGACAUUUACAAUCAUCGCUCCUGGAAUUUCAAAAACAUUUGAUCGUCAAACUUCUUUUACUUGUAAUGACAAGAUGAUUUCAAAAUUCCAAGAAACUUCUCUUAUAAAGAACAUUGAAUCAAGUUGUUUGAGACAAUACCAAAAUGAAACUUGGGAUAAUAUAUAUGUGGUGUCCUUCAAUUUCUUUUUUCUCUUUUUUUGGGGUAUGAUCUAUGGACAGUCUGUGAGCAAUCGACUUAAAAACUUUGAUAAGUUCUUGUCAGAAAGAAGCAGUGAAGUCAGAAAGGUUGCAUCUAGUUCUUCGGCGUUCUAUUAUUACAUCAUUUAUUUGACUGUACGCGUGAUCGGGUUGUCUAUAUUUGUUACAGUACUGUUUCCAUGCAUGUUUCCCAUUGAAUAUUCUUGUUCGUGGCGUCCAACAAAAAAAGAAAACUCUUCGUUCAACAGUAUAAUUCUUCCUUCAUAUAACAAAACUUUCCUUAAUUGUGAAAUUCGCGAUGGUAACAGUGAAUGGUGGAUUAAAUUUGUUGUAGCUGUUGAUGUUUUAUCGAUAAUAAUGACGAUAUGUCAACUAGUACACCUAUUAAAUAAGGCCAGUAAUGACAAUUUUUUCACAUCAGAUAAGGAGUUUUUCACGGUAUACAUACUCCAAAAACGUGCAGAAUUUCGAAAAUGGAUAAAAGAAAUAAAAAAUAAACUUCACUUGAACAAAUUAUUUAAUAUCCACGAUAACGUAGGCAAUGCACAAAUGUCUCAGCAAAAUCUUGAAGAUAUUUAUGUCAACGUCAUAAUGCAAGCAGAAAGACAAUUAAGUAAAGCUUACCCAGAAACGCAUGAAAGACACGAGAUCCUUCAUUGUCAUUUCAAACUUAAUGAAAGUGCGAAAAAACUCACAAGAGCAACUGACAUUUUUAAGUCAAUUCCAAAUAGCAAGUCGUAUCCUAGCUCCAUUUUAGUCAUUGGAAGGCCAGGAAUUGGUAAAACUAUGUUGACGAAAAAACUUAUUCAUGAAUGGAAGACAAAUGAAGACGACUUUUGGCGCGAUAAGCUGGUCAUUUUAUUGCAAUGUCGUGCGAUUAAAGAGAAGUACAUUACUUUUGAAAAAUGUUAAAGAGUUGCGUUGGAUUUUCAUUUGAACAGUUUUCAGAUAUUUACGAAUUUAUAAUGUUAAAUCCUGAAAGAACUGUUCUUAUCGUCGACGGUCUUGAUGAAUUGCCUUUAGAUAAUGGAGAUCUUCGAACUGACGACUCAGGGUCCCCUAAUGAAAAAAGGCACGUCAUUACACACUUAAGUAUGCUAGUUGAAGGUAAACUAUUGCCUGAUGUUACUGUUCUUAUUACAUCACGACCCACAGCUGAACAUAAAUUUCGAGAUAUGGAAUUCGCGAGGACAGUUGAAAUCUUGGGCUUUUUUGAGGAUGAGAUAAAAGAAUUCGUGGAAAAGUUUUGUCAUGAAGAUAGGAAUAUCGCUGACCGUAUUCUAAAUAAGAUUGAAAUUUCUCUUGAACUUCGCAGCUUUUGUUACAUCCCUAUUAACACUAAAAUUGUUUGUAUGACCUUAAAAGAAUGUUUUGCAGAUGAUGAAAACUAUAGUCCAAAGACUAUGACUGAAUUGUACGAUAGAGCAAUUAAAGUUUUACUAUGGCAAAGCCAUCCCUUCUCAGGGGCAAGACUACAGAAAAGGAUUACUUGAGAAUUCCUUUACCAUCCGAGCUUGAUAAAGAUCUACAA
Molecule: messenger RNA, 2032 nt
Organism: Xenia sp. Carnegie-2017
Lineage: Eukaryota; Metazoa; Cnidaria; Anthozoa; Malacalcyonacea; Xeniidae
Exons: 3
Coding region: 376-1413 (345 amino acids)
Source: RefSeq, a predicted model, not a curated record